Messenger RNA from Syngnathus typhle (broad-nosed pipefish), 8876 nucleotides. Its product is annotated as DNA-binding protein RFX7. The transcript has 10 exons. The coding region runs from base 289 to 4677 and encodes 1462 amino acids. NCBI's taxonomy places the organism in Eukaryota, Metazoa, Chordata, Actinopteri, Syngnathiformes, Syngnathidae. The record is from RefSeq and is a predicted model, not a curated record. Gene Ontology annotation, molecular function: DNA-binding transcription factor activity, RNA polymerase II-specific; RNA polymerase II cis-regulatory region sequence-specific DNA binding. Gene Ontology annotation, biological process: regulation of transcription by RNA polymerase II.
ACGAGUCCUCGGCUGCCGCUGGCUGCUGCAGGCGUGCUAUUGGAGGUAGCGGAGGGACCUCUGCGAAAUGUCUGGUGCAUGGCCGACCUCCGUAUUUUCUCCUUCCUUUCCUUUGGCUUCCCUCCCCCCUCCUGCCGCCCAGUGUUCGUAGGCACUAUGCACCGCGCCGGGCUUCCCUAGCUGCCUGAGCCCGCCCCAGCCAGCGGUGCGGUGGGUCCGGUGCGGCGCUGUGCUCUGCCGGGGAUGCGGCCUGCUUGUUAAAGCUCCCCCACCACCCCUCCGUGCGUGAUGGCUGAUGAUCAACAACAAGCUGAUCAGAAGCCUGCCUCCGGACUCGGCUCUCUUCCAGCGCUGGUGCCGGGACUCCAGGGACCUGAAGCGAACGCGUUACAGUUCAAAAUCAAGAAUUCAAUUUGCAAAUCUGUACAAUCCAAAGUGGACAGCAUAUUGCAAGAUGUUGAGAAGUUUACAGACAUCGAAAAGCUCUACCUCUACCUUAAGUUGCCUUCUGGUCCCAGCAACGGCAAUGAUAAAAGUUUCCCCAUAUCUAUUCAUCACCCCAACCCCCAAAUUGUGCCCAAUUGGACUGAGAAUGAGAGGGGGUCGUCCACUCCUGGAUUAUGCGAGCAGAGUUCCAUGUCAUCGAGCCGCACUCAGCAAAUGUACGCGUUCAACUGGAUACGGAAUCACCUAGAAGAGCACCCGGAGACGUCCCUCCCCAAACAGGAAGUGUAUGAUGAAUACAAGAGCUAUUGUGACAAUCUCGGCUACAAUCCAUUGAGUGCAGCAGACUUUGGGAAGAUCAUGAAGAAUGUCUUUCCCAACAUGAAGGCACGUCGACUCGGGAUGAGAGGAAAAUCCAAAUAUUGUUACAGUGGGUUAAGAAAGAAAGCUUUUGUUCACAUGCCGUCAUUACCCAACUUGGAUCUGCAGAAAUCAGGCGACGGGUGUGAACUGAUGGAGCCGGCCGGACAGUCGCCGAGUGCUGAGGAUGAAAUGAGGUCAGCGGCCUGCGGUUUGGUUUGCGAGUGGGCCCAGAAGGUCUUGAGUCGUCAGUUUGACAACGUGGAGGAUCUGGCGCGUUUCCUGCUGAAUAGCCACUAUAUCGGUACCAAGUCCAUGGCUGCGCUCACUGUUAUGACGGGAACGCCCACGACAGGCAUGAAGACGCCAACACCCGCCUCAGCGUUUGUGCCCACGGCCGAGGCCAACUCCUUCCAGCCCCAGGUGAAGACGCUGCCCUCACCCUCUGUGGACGCAAAGCAGCAACUGCAGCGAAAGAUCCAGAAGAAGCAGCAAGAGCAGAAGCUCCACUCUCCUUUACCAAGCGAUGCGCAAGUCAAACGAACGGAGGCCAGCACCCCCGGCCCGAGCAUCCCUUGCGGCAGCCCUGCUUUGCUGUCCCCUCAGCCCACCAUAGGCAUCGUAGUAGCAGCUGUGCCCAGCCCAGUCACGGUACAGAGAAGCAGGCAGCUAAUGACUUCCCCGAGUCCUGUCGGAACAACGGAGGGAAAAGUGUUGCCUGUGAACUUAUUGGUCACGCAGUCACUUAAGCAGUCCUCCAAAACCCCACAGAAUAUCCCAGCGAGUCCCGUGGGGGACCGCUUGGCGCGGCACGGCACCCGGUACGCUCAAAUCUUGCCCAAGCCCUCGGCCACCAGUGCCAUCACACUUCGGUCCCCUCCCACCCUGCUCAUAACCAACAGCCCAAUCAAAACUGUGAUGCCCACUCCACACGUCAGCUCGGUCAACGUGGUCAAGAUGACGGCCAUCGCGUUAGCUCCUAGCAGCAGCGGCACCACCACCAGCAGCAGCACCGUCGUACGCUCCGCCUCGGCCGGGAUGGGCCCCACUUCCGCCUUAGAUGAGUCGCAAGGUGCGAGUCUGACCGCUGCGGUCAGAGCCGUCGCCUCGGGUUUGACCUCCUUGGCUGACAUCAAGGUGUCCGAAGCUGCAACCUCUAACAGUGCGGAGAAGACUGCAAUGGCCGCUAGUGAGGAAAGAGUGGCAAAGUUCAGGGCUGCCAGUGAGCCAAGCUUCCCUGUUAAGUGCUCUCCGGGACCCGACAAGGUCUUGCGGAUGAGGAGCGACUCUGUAUCCCUUUCCACUUCGGUAGCUGUAGCUGGGAUUCAGGACAGCAAUAACAGUAACUGCCUUGACAGCACCUUGUACUUGACUGUUGAUAAUCUCAACUCAGCCGGCAACAUGUCAACCAGCGGUUGUUCCAUCAGUAUUCGGGCUUCAAAAGACUCUUGCAUCGACGUCAAGAGUCCCAGAAAGCGCACAGGCCCGACCGGAGAGUCUAAUGUUAUUCCUGUAAAGAGAGUUUUUAUAUCUCAGCAGCUACAUGCUGCUGCAGUUGACAAUCCCAAACCUGGAAUCAGUGCCGCAGUGAAGAGGAUCCCGCGACCGGGAACGCCAGCCCGACCGGAAAGCGCCCCGUGCAAAGUGACGGCGAAACCCGCCUCGGUCGGCCCGACGCAGAUCCUCGCGCUUUCGGACUCGCCCAUCGCGCACAUCCGGGGCUCCCCGACUGUUGUCAAACCGCAGGCGCUGAUGGUGAAACAGGACGCCGAGGUUAGCGGCGAAGCGGCAAGGACGUCGGACCAGGUCUUGUUGCAGCAGAUCACUGCGGACACUCGUGUCAUCCCAAACAACUCAGGAGCACACAAUGCCGCUGUGAUGAGCGAACUAAAUAGCACAAUAUGGGAGGAGGGUCAGCUGGAUGAGCUCCGGAAACACUCGCAGAUCUCAGCGGAACACAAGCAAGCCGCGACAGAGCAGCUUUCUCUCAUAGCCCAACCCUCGAACACGCCAGGCCAGCUGGUCCUGGCGCAGGAGAUGGUUGACUUUUCCGGUGCUCAACCCAACAUGGACUACUUCCCGUUCAACGACGACGACAUGACGCAGGACAGUAUCGUGGAGGAGCUGGUCCAGAUGGAGGAGCAGAUGAAGCUGAAGGGUCUCUUUGGCACCUGCGUCGACGUUUCUCUCCAAGGCCAGCCGGCCGGCAACCAAAACUCGGCGCUCAACGCUCACCAGGCUGGCACGGCUUUCUACCACUCCGCCCACAGCAGCACCACUCCGGUCCAAACUCCCACGCCGACUCCCACGCCAACCCCGACGCCCACCCCUACCUCUGAGAUGACCCUCGGCCACAGCUUGACCAGAGAGAGCCCGUGCUCCCGCAUGGCUCCUAUCACCCCCGUGGACAGCGCGCUUGGUCGCCACACCCCAAUCAGCACGCCGCUGUCCAACUGCAGCAGCAGCGUCCCCCCGAGCCCGGUGGAGUGCAGGAAUCCUUUUGCCUUCACGCCCAUCAACUCCAGCAUCGCCGCUUACCACGACGCCAGUAUCGUCUCCAGCAGCCCGGUGAAGCCCAUGCAGAGGCCCAUGGCGACACACCCCGACAAGGCCAAACUGGAAUGGAUCAAUAACCGCUACAACAGCAAUUCAGCCGGACCUUUGUCCAACCACAGCAUCGGUCUCCUGCCUAGCUACCAAGACCUGGUUGAUGACCAGUUUCGUAAACCGCAUGCUUUCGCCAUUCCCGGACAGUCCUUUCAACCUCAGUCCAGGCCGGAUUCGACUCAUUUUGGCUCUUUGGCGCCGAUCUCCCCCGUGCAGCAGCAAGUAACCGCUGCGACCACGCCCACUAAACAAGAGAGCUUCGCCGUGCCGGCCCCGCUGGACAACAAGGCGGCGAGCUCCUCCGCGUCCGGUACUUUCCGCUGCCGCAGCGUCAGCCCCGCCAUCCGCCAGAGGAACUCCAGCGGCAACACGGGCCCUCAGACCACCACCACCGCCGUCACCAGCGCUACCCUCACCGUCGUCUCGCCCUUUAACAUCACCUCCGAAGUGCUCAGCAUCCUGUCCAACAGCCAAUCUGCCGGUUCGGUCCACAGCAUGGUCCAACGCAGCCAGUCCGUUCCUCUGAACAUCAUGAUGCAGAGCGAGUUGUUGCCCGUGCAGGGCUCCAGUAACACCACCAAAAUCACCAACGUCCUUCUCAGCAAGAUGGAGGCGGACGGGGACGAGUCUGUCCGCGGGUUGGGGGUGAACAACCUCCCGUCUAACUACACGGCACGCAUGAAUCUUACGCAAAUCCUGGAAACCACUCCGGCCUUCGCCGUGGGGACGUCGCACCAGACCUCCGGCCCGGCCGCCUUUGAUCUCCAGCAGCACGGCUACCUCGCCAACGCCAGCGGGGAGCAAGUGAGCUUCUCGGCCGUUGACGGCCAAGCACAAGAGGGCGCCCUUGAGCUGGACCAGCAACAGCAGCUUCAAGAGAUUGUGCAGACGCAGCAGGAGGCGGAGGACGCGCAGCAGCAGCUGGACUUCAACAACACCGUCAAGGACUUGCUGGGGGACGAUACCCUCAACCCCAGCUCGCAGCUGGUGGGCCAGGUGGCUUCGGAACUUAACGCGGUGGCGUCCGACUUUUCAAACGACAUCCGACUGACCACAGAUCUGUCCAGUAGCAUCACUGACCUUAACACCUUGGACCCCAAUCUGCUCUUUGACCCCAACCAGCAGCAGGAACAAUAUGAAGACUCAACACUGGAAGAACUGAAGAACGACCCGCUAUUUCAGCAGAUAUGCAGUGAUACUGUGAACUCCGGCUUCGACUGGCUGGAGAGCAAAGACCAGCCCACUACCGUCGAGAUGCUGGGCUGAUCUUUACCGUUGAUUCUCUAACACUUCUGUUCCGUGUCGCUCGUUCGUUUGGUGCGUAUCUAGGAUAUCUGUUUUUGAAACUACAGUUCGUUGGGACUCGUCUGGACUUUUGUCGUUGGUUCUGUUAAAAAAAAAAGUGCCAGGCUUUUCUCUCUCGCUCUCUCUCUCUCUCUUUCUUCCUCUCUCUCUCCUUCCGGUGUUCCGUUAACCUUUCCCAUUUCCCGCCUCCCCCAGUGUCUACAAUCAGAAAUUCAAGUGUUGGAAAUAAAGAAAAAUGAUUUUUAUGGCUCAGCAUGCAGUAAUGAGUGAGCAUUUAGAGAAAAAUACAUCUUCCAUGUUAGAACAAACCCAACGAUGCAAUAUUGAACAAACACGUGGAAGUGAGAGCGAUAGGAGAUUUGGCACAAUAUGACAUCACCAAAAAUCAUCGCGUGUUUACAGUUCAACCAAUUGUAGAUAAUAUGGCGGUAGUGUCGCUUGUUGGACGUUUUUUUCCCCGCCAUAUCGAAAUAUUAAAAAUGGUAGCGACUCAAGCUGCCAGGUGCUGGAUUUUUGACAAAUUCUUUCUACUUUAUCAUAAACCAAAUCAGCGGAGAACUGAUUGACGCUUAAGCAUUGUCGACAUGUUUCUUUCUUAAAAACGUCAUACUGUUGAGUAACUUCUAAAACGGGAGUAAAUGAAACAGUAGGGACACCACGGGAUUCCAGGCCACUCGUCGGACUAAAUAUUGAAAGGAACCAACGACUGGCUGCCUUAUUCCUUAUGUCCGAGGCCUUAUGCCAUCUUUUGAGAGACUGUACAUAGACUAACGUUAAGAUAGAACCAUCCAGAGCGUCUUUGUCAUAUCAAGGCAGCUGUUACUCUUAAUAUUUUCACCACUAUUCCUUCAUCUGUUUGUUUUGCAGUGUUAACAGCAUAGAUGACUUUUUUUUUUUUGUACAGGCUAGCGAUUGCACUGUGCGUGACCUUAUUGCAUAUAGAGGAAUUUAAUAUAGCGUCACAGAACCAAUGGCAGCCACGCUUUUACGUCAUUAGGUUUUCAUGUUGUUAGUUUUUUGCAUGGAUUAGAAAGAAGAAAAAAAAAAUCAAUGGUUUGGAGAAGGCUUAGUGACAAAAGAGGAAAGAAUCACAAAUUGAUGUCAUCUGGAAUGAAAUGUGCGAUCCAGCCUUAUUUCCAUACCAAAGAUUUGGAAAAGAGAUUAUUACACUCCUAGUGGUUACAUAGUUCAAAUCAGCAGCAUUGAGUAUAUGGAAAGAAAGCCUUUGUUGCAUUUAAGGAAAAAAAGCAUUAAGUUAGAUCAAUUCUAUGUACAGUAUGUAUAUUAGCCAAGUGGUCACAAGACAACGAGUAACUCGCAAAAAGCAUGUUGAAACCAUCACUACUACGUGAUACAGUAGGAGGCUUACUUGAGUUUUGCCAAUUGUCAAUGUCGUACAAGUCAUGUUUAAGCUCCAUUUGUAAAUAGAAUAAAUACAUAGAGAUUUGAUGUAUCCGGACACUAUAUUAAGGCCAUUAUUAUAGUAUGUGUCAUUUCAAAAGAAGUAAAAAAAAAAAAAGCUUAUAGCCGGCAAGAUACUGUAUGUUGUGUGUUACAUUUCUGGCUUAGAGUGUCGUAAAAAUAAUGCUGUCUGGUCUUCGCUUGCUGAUUUUAUUUGACUUUUUUGAGGAGAAGCAGAAAGGGCGUGUGCUUUUGAAUAAGGAGGGGGAGGGAAAAAAAAUUGUGAUACUGUUAGUCAGUUGCAAAACAUUUGUUUGCGACUGAGCUGUUCGGCAGACACUGGAUAAGAAAAACCAUUCGCUCAUGUUUCAACAAACUUUGGAGGUUGUCAUUAUUGCACUAAAUUUUUACAACACACGCCUUUGCCACGUCUUAAUGGACAAAUGUAAUGAUGGACGCCUGCAACAUUAGAAAAAAAAAAAACAACUUUUUUUUUUUAAUGACAAGGUAAGGAAAUUAACUGUCAGAAAAUGACUGUCUUGUAGCAAAAAAAAUGUGCUUUAAUCUCAGUGAGAUACACAUUUCUUACGCUUUCUCAUACAUGAGAAUAUGAAGCAUCGAGGGGAGGGUGGGAGUAACCUUUAAAAACCUACGUGCUCAUCAUUGUGUUGAUAAAUGAUUGUACGCACGCAUGUGUGACGUCUUUUGUUGUACUUUGUAUGUGACCACUGUCUGCUGUGAUGUGGGCAGGUUCUGUUAACCAGACAGUUUUGUCAGCUACUUCUCUUGUUUGUUGUUUACUAAGUUAACUGUUGUUUUACGUUGAUGACUGUUUUGAUGCUAUUUUUUUUUAAUACAUAUGUCUCAAAGUUCAGUUGUGAAGACAUGUUCUUGUAUUUUUUUUUUUCCUUAAAGGCACUGAUAUUUGAAUUCUUAUUGAAGGAAAUACACCUCUUCUGAGCUCCAUCAAGCAGUAAUUUUAUCCUUGACUGACCCCCGGCUCCAACUCUGUUUGACUCUUUAAUUCAUUUCUACCAGUAGAAGAAAAAAAAAAAUUACCCUCCUCUGUGAUGUUGUCUGGUGUACUGCUUAAUGUACAGUAGCUUGUUAAUAUUGCAAAUGCAUUGUUUCUUCUUUUUUUUUCAAUGGAAAGUACUCACUGGUGAGAUUUUUAAAGUGGUUUUAAAAGCCAAUAAACUUUUUUUAAAGAAUGAUGAGGUUUUGAGGGAUGUUGAUUUUUGCUACGGCCAUAAUGUAGCCAGCCAGUGUGAUAAUAAUGGCUAAUAAUGAUCAAACCUCUCCAUCCGCCUCUUAGUAUAAGGUCAGAGUUCAUCACAGUGCUUUCGAUGACCCUUGAGGUCACCGGGAGCUCGUCCGUGCUCGAAACAAGCUCCGACCAAUCGGAGCUCAGCUGGCUUGCGUUCCCAGGCCCCGGUGAUAUUCAUAACAUGCUAAUAAGCUUAACCCCAUUGAUCACCAAGCAGCUCGGCUUUAAUCCCGUGGAGCUCAGCCGCGACCUCCACACACACGUCGUAACAUUUGGUAACAUGAGUCGACAGAUUUCGCGAGAAUAUUAGCAUCCAUUUUUUUACUGGUCAAUACGGAAUCAAUAAACCAAAUGUAUGGAAAGCCGGGCCACCAUUGCACAUGAUUGCUUUGGUUUAUUUCACCUUACAGGCCAAGACACACAACCAAUCUUUAUGUCAUUUUUAAUCAUUCGCAGACAUCUGAGUAGGGCUGAACGAUUUGGAGGAGAAGAUAGAAGCUCUUAAGUAAGCAAAAAAAAGUCUUUUUCAUUGACCGAGCCAUAUAGGAGAAUCAACAUAUGAGGUGUGAGAUGACUAAAUCAAUUGUUAGCUUUAAUCAAUAUAUAAUUACACUGGGCUCUCAUCAUUGCAACCGAUAUAAGUACAGUAGGGGAAAUUAUUGGUUAAUGUAGCCAUGGAUGGUGCUGAGAGCAACAUUUUAGAUAAUACGUCAAGUGUGUGCGUGCGUGCGUGUGCGUGCGUGGCUGAUCUCACAGCUGGAGCCCAUUGUGUCGCCGGUGAAUGAGGGCCAAGACAUACGGAGGGUCAUUGUCAAAAAGACAUGGAUCAAUAUCAGAAUUAAUUAGGCAGCCGACCAGUGGCCGUCGAUAUCUUCUCAUAAUUAGCGGCAUCGGUGGUGGGAGCAGAUGUUGGGCAGUGUGACCUCAUUAGCACUGGGCCUUAACUUCUAAUCAAAUUGGACUGCUGUCGGUAAAUACAUUUCUUUCAGGUUUUGGAUCAUGCGUGAGCUUUCGUCUUCCAUUUUCAAUGUAUUAUUUGGUAUUGGCAGGCACUGUAAAUCUAAAUGUGAAAAUGUGUUUGUAGUAAAAAUGGCUGGAUGAUCAUUGUAAUGUUGCAUGAAAUUGAAUUGUUUAUUAUUGCAAUUUAUCAUUGCUAUUUUUCUACGUAUAAUUGAAGAGAUAACUUCCACGUAGCUCAUGCGCUGUGAUAUUUACGAGCUGCAGGAGCACUUCACCCCAGGCCUCUUGUUCCUCGGGUCUUCCGGUACCAGCCCGGUGUGCCGAGAAAACCGUGGUCAAGACCAGCGUGUCAAACUGAUCCUGAGUCAGCGGCUGCUUCUUCUGGCUUUUCAGCAUGUCCACCAUCUGUUCCAUGGAACUCAGACUUCUGGGAAUGUUGUCGUUGAUCUGAGAGAGGAAGGCCCGCCCAGACCUCAUUGAUGCCAUCUCCUCAUCAAGGAGGACAAUGUUAUUGUCCUGGUUGAGUUCCACG